GAACUCAUUGACGUAACUCACGGGUGCAAACCUCUCCCAAGAAACAUGGACGCUGCGCGGCACAAGAAAAGACGAGAACACUACGCUCGCAUGCACAAGAAGGAGCUGGCUAAGCUUGUUGAGGACGAAAAAAACAUGAUCGCCUAUGUGGACGCCAGCAUCUCUUCUAUGGGUUGGGCAACAGCAGCCACAUACAUCCAAUGGAAUGCGACCUGGACAGAGACUCAAGGUAACCCUCGAGGCCACCACACGCCGGGCUUCGCCGAACGGGAGGCGGUGUUGCAAGCCAUCCGAGGGGCAGUACCCCAUCUACAAGACGAACAACAGCUAAUCGUCUAUACCGACUCGCAAGACACCAUCAGAGAACUCAAGAAAUACAGGUCCUCUUCUAGCCCCACCAUUGACGCUAUCUUCGCCUUCGCAAUCUCACUAUACAGAUCCAAGAAAAUUCAAAUUAAUGUCAAGUGGACUCCCGGGCAUGAAGGCAUUUCGGGCAACGAGCUAGCCCAUGAGGCUGCACAGCAGGCGAUGAGGAAUCUCACACAGCCGUCCCUGUUGUCUCAGUCCUCCACGGCAGGCUCAACACCACAGCAACAAUACUCUGAGCUUCCCCCAUACGAUCCAAGGGAGGAACUCAGGUUAGCCCAGAAGACACGAAAACAUCUUCUGGCAAGAUCAUGGACCCCAGAACAACAUCCUCUCCCUAGGGAAGAAUUCAAGAGAAAAGAAUCGGUGAUCCUCCGCCGCAUACGCACAGGAGGAGCAGUCACACCCAGGUUCAGAUACCAAAUGGACCUGGCAAGACUUAAGAAACAACAACCCUACGCUGUCCCUCCCGACCCCAGAUGCCAGCGGUGUCAAGCCGAGGAAUCCAUUCCCAGACUUAAACACAUACUCUGGGAAUGUGUGGCCCUCUCCACCCUCAGAACACUCAUCUUCAGUAAGAUGGCGAAUGACGAAAGACCUUCAAAACUGCAGGACUGGUCGCACCCAGCGGGCGACACCUCACGCAAGACCAGGAUCCUCAGAUCUCUCUUAGAGUAUAUUUCUGAGGGAGACCUGGGAAACUCCAUCUAACACCUUUAACCGAGGAGACGAUGCCAAGCCUUGAGGCCACCGCGUCAUGAAAACUUCGAGUCUCCAGAGAUAUAUAUUUUUCUCUUUAAAUAAACGU
Molecule: messenger RNA, 1174 nt
Organism: Ixodes scapularis (black-legged tick)
Lineage: Eukaryota; Metazoa; Arthropoda; Arachnida; Ixodida; Ixodidae
Exons: 1
Coding region: 46-1077 (343 amino acids)
Molecular function (GO): nucleic acid binding; RNA-DNA hybrid ribonuclease activity
Source: RefSeq, a predicted model, not a curated record